UGCCCGGGAAAUAUACAACCAGCCCGACGUCGUUUAUGGUCCAUUUGAUCAUCGUGGUUGGGUUGUGGUGUCAAGUGAAUUUACACCACAAGAGACGAUCAAGCAGCUUAUCUUCGAGCUGUCGGGCUCUGACAAACAAAAGGUGCGUGAAUUGGAGGAGUCCACCAAGGACAAGCUAUAUCUACUACAAAAGCUUAAAGAAAUGCUUCAUAAGCAAUUGGAGGGCAAAUCAUAUUUCAUAGUUCUGGAUGAUGUUUGGGAGAAGGAACAUUUGGAAUCUCUCAUCACUGCUUUCCCAGAUCAACAAGAUAAAGCAAGUAGAUUGUUGGUUACCACCCGCAACAAGAUUAUUACAAAGUAUGAUCAAUACGUCCACAAGAUGAGUCUCUUAGACUCCAAAAAAAGCUGGGAAUUGUUGUUGAAGAAGGCAUUCAUUGGCAGCACAAUUGGCAAAUGUCCAGAAGAAUUCAAGAGUGUGGGCACACAAAUCUUGCAAAAAUGUGAUGGUCUACCAUUAGCUAUCAGCGUGGUAGGAGGCUUACUCAUGGAAACACAAACCAAGAGUGGAUGGGAACAAGUUCUUAACCAAUUAAACUCUUAUUUGGGAGGGACUGAAAGCGGCGUAUCAGCAAUUUUGGAGUUGAGUUAUCAGAAUUUAUCUCCCCAAUUGAAAUCAUGCUUCUUGUGCCUAGCUUUUUUCAAAGAAGACUUUACUAUCCCAGCAAAAAGGCUAGUAAACUUAUGGGAUGCACAAGGCUUGAUCCAACAUGAAGGAAGUAGAAGUAUUGAUGAGAUAGGAAGAGGUUAUUUAAAUGAGCUGAUCAAUCGAAGCAUGGUUCAAAUUCAAGAUCUACUCGUCACUGAUCAAGUCAUAAGUUGUCACAUCCAUGAUCUUGUCCGUGACGUUUGCUUAAGAAAAGCAAAGGAGGAAAUAGGUCUGGAGAUAGUAAAGGGGGAUGGAGGGAUGUCAUCAGAAUCAUCCAAUAAGCCUCGCCAUCGUGUUGUCUAUGUCAAAAAUCUUGAGACUUCCUCGUCGAAUCAAAAUAAGCAUGUACGCUCUCUUUUCCUACUUAACGUCCAUGAUGAUUCCGAAUAUAUAACCACUCCAUCUCAUUACUGGAAGGGCUAUCAACUCCUUAAGACAGUCGAGCUUGACGCCAUUGCCUUCAAAAGAUUUCCUAACUCUUUUCGGUUAUUGAUUGGAUUGAAGUGCUUGAGAAUGUACACAAAUUAUAGAGCCGACAUAAAACUCCCAGACUGGUUUGAUCAUCUUAGAAACCUCGAGGUUGUUGACAUGGAAUCGUGUCGGGUAUAUUUUCCAAGACUAGUUUCAUUGAAAAUGGACAAUCUACGUUACUUCAUCAGCGCAGGUAUUCGCGGUGGACCGACAAAUAAAAACAUGUGGAAUAAAAAUAUUGAGUGUUUGACAGGAAUAAGUCUCAAGGAUUGGAUGAAGUCAACUCUAACGAGUAGUUGCCAUCUUCGUGAAUUAGGCAUACGGUUAGGAUGGAUAGAGCGUGAAGAGUUGAUCAAAGCGAGAGCGUCAUUGGAGAAGAUGCAGAAUCUUGUCAUACUUCACUUAAUAUGGCCGUAUGAUUAUGCUACUGACAUAGCAUUAGCUGUGCCGCAGCUCGCCAAUCUCACCGAACUUAAACUGUAUGGUGAGAUGUCCAAAUGUCCAACUGCGAGUAUGUUCCCUCCAAAUCUUUCUCACCUCACGUUGACGCAUUCCUUCUUACGUGAUGAUCCAAUGGCAGAGCUGGGUAAGCUUCCAAAGCUGCUCUUUCUCAAGAUACAGAUUGAUGCUUACAAAGGUGAAACGAUGCGAGUUUUGUGCGACGGGUUCCCCAGCCUCGAAGCCCUGGCUUUUCAAGAUUUGGAUGUGAAGAGCGUCUUCAUAGAAGAAGGUGGAAUGCCGAAGCUCAAACAUCUCCGAAUCCGUGUAUGCCCCGAUCUGAAGACUGGGAAUCUACCGCAACACAUCAACAUAUUUACUCAAUAAACUGAUCAAGUUUACUUUACUCAUCUUCUGUUAUUCUUGUGUCUAUGUGUAAUAAGAAAUGGAGUGUCUUGUGCUUGUUGAAACAUUAAUUUGUGUUCUACA
This is a messenger RNA of Salvia miltiorrhiza (redroot sage), 2104 nucleotides long. Its product is annotated as probable disease resistance protein RF9. The record is from RefSeq and is a predicted model, not a curated record. Gene Ontology annotation, biological process: defense response to other organism. NCBI's taxonomy places the organism in Eukaryota, Viridiplantae, Streptophyta, Magnoliopsida, Lamiales, Lamiaceae. The coding region runs from base 203 to 2002 and encodes 599 amino acids. The transcript is spliced from 2 exons. Gene Ontology annotation, molecular function: ADP binding.